Molecule: messenger RNA, 414 nt
Organism: Epithele typhae
Lineage: Eukaryota; Fungi; Basidiomycota; Agaricomycetes; Polyporales; Epitheliaceae
Exons: 3
Coding region: 1-414 (137 amino acids)
Source: RefSeq, a predicted model, not a curated record
AUGCAACGCAUCCUCUCUCGUUCUGCGUCCCUACGUCGACCCUGCCUCCCCCAGACGCGCACACGGUCUUCCAUCGCGUCUGUUCGCCACCACUUCAUCGUCUACGCUCCAGAUAUGACCGACGAGGGCGCAUUUGCGCGACGCCUGAGCGUUCGUCCCGCGCACCUCUCAGCCGCGGGUGAGCAGAUCAAGACCGGGGUCUUCAAGCUGGCGGGGGCGAUGCUCACGCCGGAGUCCAUUGCGUCUCCGACGGCGGACAAGAAAAUGGUUGGGUCUGUGUUCGUGUGCGAGGCGGAGAGCUUGCAGGCGGUCCGGGAGCUCAUGGAGAGCGACGUGUAUUAUACGAGCGGUGUGUGGGACAAGGAGAAACUGGUCAUCAUGCCUCUCGCGCUCGCCACUCCACUCCCUAAGUAG